UGGCACGACCGGGGACGGCGUGGCCGGGGGCGGGGCGCCGUGGGCUCGGCUCGGCUCGGCUCGCUCCCGGGGGCGGCGGGGCCAUGCGGCGCCGCGCGGGGGUCUCUGCGCUCCUGGGCGCCGCCCUCCUGCUGCUCCUGCGCUGCGGGACCGUCUCCUCGGCCGCGCUGCGCGGCAGCGUGAAGGGGGGCAACGAGAGACCCAUCAUCGGUAUUUUGUCACAGGAAUGCCACUUUAAGAAGUUCCACAAGUUUGGAAGUUCGUAUAUUGCUGCUUCAUAUGUUAAGUUUUUGGAAUCUGCUGGUGCCCGAGUUGUGCCAAUAAGAUUAAAUCUUUCAGACGAAGAGUAUGAUAAACUAUUCUACUCUAUUAAUGGGGUACUUUUUCCAGGAGGUGGUGUGGAUCUUAGGACUUCAAAAUAUGCCAAGGUUGCUAAGAUCUUUUACCAGAAGGCAUUAGAGGCUAAUGAUAAAGGAGAUUAUUUUCCAGUAUGGGGAACGUGUCUUGGACACGAAGAGCUGACAUAUCUCACAAGUGGUGAAAUUUUACUUGUUAAUACCAACACAGAUGGUUUCGCAUUCCCUCUGAACUUUACUUCAGCUGCAAAAAACAGUAGGUUAUUCAAGAAUUUCCCUGAUGAUAUAUUACAUGCAUUUGCUACUGAGCCAUUGACAUCCAACUUUCAUAUGUGGAGCCUCUCCAUGCAGAAUUUCACAAAGAAUGAGAAGCUACGUAAUUUCUAUAAUGUUCUGACCACUAAUACAGCUGACGAACUGGAGUUUAUAUCUACCAUGGAAGCAUACAAAUACCCAAUUUAUGGUGUCCAGUGGCAUCCAGAGAAAAAUGCUUAUGAAUGGAAGAACUCCUCAGGAAUUCCACAUUCCCCAUUGGCUAUAAGAGCAGCAUAUUACAUGGCUGACUUCUUCACUAAUGAAGCCCGGAAGAACCUGCACAGCUUUCCCACUGAAGAUGAGGAAACAAAAGAGUUGAUUUAUAAUUAUACUCCGACUUACACAGGACCAUUUUCUUCAUUUCAACAAGUCUAUUUUUUUGAUUGAAUAUCUGUUCAAAGGUGCAGCAUUGCUAUUUGUAAAAGGAAUUAUCUGCUGGGAUUUCAUAAUUAAGCUGAUAUAUUACACUGCAGCUUACAAUGAUUUAUCCUGUGUUUCUUCUGCACUAUUGGAUCAUUAAUCUAAAAAUUUACAUUUGGUAAGAUAAUAGUUGUCCUGGAUCACACUUACAUACAAGCCACAGAAAAAUGAUUUUUUUUUUCUCCAGGGAAGGAAUUUUGAUUAUGCUUAUAUAUACUUUCCAAUAAAAAAUUGGAAAACAAUCAGGUUUAGUAAAAGGAAAAAUAUUCUAUUCAUGUAUUUCAAAAUACGGGGUUUAUCUCUGUAAAGGGUUGUAGACUAUGAUAGCACUAGUGGUUUUGAUAUACUGCUUAGUACUAUUCUGUUCUCUUAAAACUAUGUAAUGCAAGAGACUUCUGAUCUUGGGCUUGUUGUAAAUAUGUAUGUAACCAAGUCUUGACAGGGACUAGUUUGUCAUUUGAAAAAAUGAUAAGAUGGCAAGGAAGCAUUAUAGCAAACAGACAUAAAAAGGACAUGUUAUAUCCCAUUCAUGAAACUUUCUACUGUACAUUCAGUGUCUGUUUUUGGAGAGCUUAUAUCUUGUGAGGUCUACAUGAGCACGAGAAUGCAGUGUAGAUUACUCAUUGCAAAUACCAGCUAAAAUAAAUUUGGAAGGCGUAAUUAAGUGCUGAUUCCACUUUAUACUCUUCUCAAAUUCAGUUUCAUGAAUCCUCCAAGAAUCUGUUUGAGAAUAGCUGGAGUCAGCAGACAGAUAUGAGAUGAAGACCUCCAUUUGUGCGUAUUUAAAAGAACGUCAACCUAACUUUCAGCUGUUUCAUCAUUUGUACUCUGCAGUUACUGGAUGGAAUUCUCACUUUGGUUGAGUCGGGGGGAGUUUGCCAUUGACUUAGUGGAGCCAAUAGGUUCUUUCUCUUUCAUCAUAGAGUUUAAUGCAGCUGGAGUUCAAACAGCAGAUGAAUGUAUCUGAAAAAUCUAUUAAUGUUGACAUAAUGUGAUAAUAGCAGUUACAUUCAGUACACUGUGGUGCCCUUAUUUUUUUGCUCUUCUACAUGCUUAGUGACAGUUUUGUUCAGUGGUUUUGUGUGGGGUCCAAAAGGGAGCUAAGAUGAGACAAUUGAAUAUAAUUUUUCUGUAUUGCACAGCUUCCAAACUCUGUUAACAUCAGUGGGAAUUUGGAGUUUACGAAGAAUUCAGUUUGUACCUCAGCUCUGUGUUUGGCAGUACCUUGCACUCUGAAGUACCACAUCUGAAUAAAGCUGGUACAUUUCUCAGGUCAUUUAAGUGAAGGAUUCUCUAACUUAUUCUUCAUAACCAAACAGCUGCAACGACAAAGUGAAUGUGAAAUGCAUUAAUUAAAAUAGUGUAAGUAUAAAAUAGUAUAAGGAAAAAUAACUGUAACUACUGAAAAGACACUGUUGGGUGAUGACAAACUUAGACAUGCGAUAUUACAAAUUUCUGCAUUUGCCUCAUCAGCCAAAUUCAGUAAAUGGAACUCUUUUUAAUAUAAGUGACUUUAUUGUAUUGUAUUGUUAGCUGGUUCCUGUGUAGAACCAGUGUAGAAAGAGGAUCAUGGUCUCUAGUUACAUAUAGAUAUAGCAGCUGAGAUACUUACGAACCAAGGCCAGUCUUGCAUUUCUUACUCAGGUUAAGUUCAUCAGAAUCUCUCUGAAGAGUUUGCCUGAGUAAGGAGUGCAGGAAUUAACCUUAAUAACAGGGACCAAUCUUGCACGUGAAAUGUCUGCUAAUUGCAGUGGUAGUAAUCAGUUCACAGGUGUGAACAGUUCACAACUAUGAGGUGUGUAAUGUGACCAGAGAACAGUGCUUAUCCGUGCUAGUCCAUAUUUCAUGAAUUUGUUUGCAUCUUUCCUUGGUAUCCUUUAUUUUGUAAAGCCCUGUUUGAUGGUAUUGGUGAUUUUCUGUGAUACUUGAAAUAAAGUUUAUUCAAACAUA
Molecule: messenger RNA, 3041 nt
Organism: Dromaius novaehollandiae (emu)
Lineage: Eukaryota; Metazoa; Chordata; Aves; Casuariiformes; Dromaiidae
Gene: GGH
Product: gamma-glutamyl hydrolase
Exons: 9
Coding region: 84-1058 (324 amino acids)
Biological process (GO): tetrahydrofolylpolyglutamate metabolic process
Cellular component (GO): vacuole
Molecular function (GO): gamma-glutamyl-peptidase activity
Source: RefSeq, a predicted model, not a curated record